Musa acuminata subsp. malaccensis (wild Malaysian banana) is the source of this 984-nucleotide messenger RNA. RefSeq lists its product as uncharacterized. The record is from RefSeq and is a predicted model, not a curated record. Lineage: Eukaryota; Viridiplantae; Streptophyta; Magnoliopsida; Zingiberales; Musaceae.
CUGUAAUUGGCCAUCUGCUGCAGUGUUCACAGGUUAGGAUUCAUAGGAAACAACCAUUAUCACACAAGCCUACCGCUAUAUAAGCAGCAGGCCUUGCUCAGAAUUCCUAUCUAUACCCAGUUCAGGCUCUUCCUUGUUUCUUCUACCUUCCCUGUCGCUCCGUUCACUUCAUCAUGUCUAAGUGCAGUGAGACCUCUCAUCUCAGAUGUGAGAUAAGAGUUGGCAGACUCUCAAACUUCGACCUCGAUCUUCCAGGCAACCCGUUCAUCAGAUACUACGUAUUCGCGGGUCACGGGAGAAGAAUUCGCAUCGACACAAAGGAGGUCGUUCCCACCGGCAGCCCAUGCUGGGAUGAGCUCGCAACCAUCGAGUGCCAGGGAGCGUCAGACCCGGUAAGAGAGCUACUCGAGCCACACACAGUGGUGUUUGAGCUACGACGGAGGAGCAGGAGGAUCCCACUUCUUGGAAGAUUCACGGGGUCUAAGCUCCUGGGAAUGGCCGAGGUCGCAUGGAAGGAGGUGUUGGCCUCGCCGGACAUGUCAUUGAAGAGAUGCGUCAGGUUCGCCUCAUUGAGUUCUGAGUUUUAUGGGCUCAAACCACCCUGCUUAUCGGUGGAGAUGAAGGUCGAAGCUGUGAAAUCACUGAGCAACAAGCAGAGGAGUGGCCGGAGGCCGGCCAUGGAGGGGUGUGCUUGCAGGAGUAGCGAGCGUUUUGGGAGCGAGGAGGACAUCCUCCUGGCUGCAGCAACACUAAAUGUAUGGUAGAUGCUUUCACACAAAGCUACCAUGAGUUCUUUUAACACAAGACAGUGUAUGGUUUCAGGCCUUAAGCUGGCUUUCUUUGCUUUGUAAGUUCUCAUAUUCAUACAUCAAAUGUUGACUCUCACAUUAAUGAAUCAACAUGGAUGGAUUGGCACUGGAAAAGAAGGUAGUGAUGAUUCAAUAGCAAAAGUGCAAAUUGAAGAUCCUAUGUGUUGACUUUUAA